Xenia sp. Carnegie-2017 is the source of this 1513-nucleotide messenger RNA. RefSeq lists its product as uncharacterized. Gene Ontology annotation, molecular function: antioxidant activity; oxidoreductase activity. NCBI's taxonomy places the organism in Eukaryota, Metazoa, Cnidaria, Anthozoa, Malacalcyonacea, Xeniidae. The record is from RefSeq and is a predicted model, not a curated record. The transcript is spliced from 4 exons.
CUUCAACUCCUUCCGAUGUCUCGUAUUCAACUUUGGUUAAAUCUUCUUCAACAUCAUCAUUUUGCACUUUGGUUCUUGACCCACGUUGUUCACGAUAAGCCGCCGCCAUCUUGAGAAAACACACAAUGAUUAUCGUGAAGCAUACUGGGAUGUAAUCUGAAUGAAAAAAGCGGAUGUGGGCGGGAAUAUGAAGAAAUAUCAUCACUUGCAGUGCAGAUACGGUGCUUCACAAAAAUGUUCGAAGUUUGACGAGGCGGACGAGGAAAAGCAUUGCAGAAAAUGUCGUAUAGCCAGGAAAUGUUGAUACUCAAGGACUCGAUUGACAGUUUGUCUCAGUUGUUGGAGGAAUUGCUUGAAAAAGCUCAACAACAUGUGAUGGAGUCCGUGGAAAAUUUCGUCAGUGAUAAAAUUCGCUGUCUUGGCAAAGCUAUAGGGGGCUAUUACACUUGCAUGAGCAAAAUAAAGGCGUCUACUAGAGCAGAAUUUGAGGAAAUGUGGAAAAGUCAUUAUCAUGAUAGGCAUGUCAGGGAAAGUAUUGAGAAUUUACUUGAAGUUGAGGAGAACUGGGAUCAAUUCUUGAAAGAUGUGGAUCAAAAAAUUGGUGGUAAUCAAUCUGCAAGUAGUGUAAAUGUUGGCACACAAGCACCCAUGGAUCUACCUAUCUUUAAUAUCACCACUUCAAGCUCUACAACCUUGGGCUUAUUCAAAAGUGGAUAUGAUUUUUUAUUGCUAAUAUUUUUGCGUCAUUUUGCUUGAUUGCCUUGACGGGACCAUGUGGCUCAAAUUGAAAAAUCGCUGGCAGAAUUCGAGCAAAAAAAUACAAAGGUUGCUGUAGUGAGCUUUGGAUCAAAGGAGAAAGCAGUUUUAUGGGUGGAAGAUACAAAAUGUAGUAUUCCUAUGUUACUGGAUAAAGAUCGUGAUGUCUAUGUUGCUUUUGGACUAGGCAGGUCAGUGUCUAAAGUCUGGGCAAUAUCUACUAUAGUGUAUUAUGCAGAACAGAAGCUUGCUGGUCGCUCCUUGCUGGCAAUGCUUAAUGAAGAUGAUCCUCACCAACUUGGUGGGGAUUUUAUCAUCAACAGUGAUGGUAAAUUUCUUUUGGUUUAUCACAGUAAAACAUCAACUGACAGACCUUCUGUUGACUAUCUUCUCAACUAUCUACAAUCUUCCAUUAAUGCACAAUAAUCUUUUGAAGUGUGGAGAUUAUUUUGUGUUGAAGUCUAUGAGUUUUAUCAUGACCUUAUAAAUGACAAUGGUUUCCGAAACCUUUGAGUGGUGGUUGUCAUUUGAUGUUGUAUAAGGUUAAUAAUGUGGUCAAUUAGUGGUGGUUAUCAUUUGAUGUUGUAUAACAUUAAUAAUGUGGUCAAUUAGUGGUGGAUAUUGUUUGAUGUUGUAUAACAUUAAUAAUGUGGUCAAAUAGUGGUGGAUAUUGUUUGAUGUUGUAUAACAUUAAUAUUGUGGUCAAUUAGUGGUGGUUAUCAUUUGAUGUUGUAUAACAUUAAUAAUGUGGUCAAUU